CAGGAGCCCACGAGACGAAUACACGUCCGCCAUGUCUUCUUCCCUAUGCUUGUAUUACAUGAGAGGAUCAUGCCGAUUCGGCAACCGCUGCUGGAAUUCGCACGAUCUGGGAUCCGUCCGCUCCAACAGCCCGUACAUAGUUCAAGAUACGUCAGAUGAUGAAGGCAGCUUUGUUGUUGCCAUAGGAAGAGAAACUACUCCAGUGACAGCUUCACCAAGUAGUAGUGCUUCUAGACCCAGUCAAAAAAAUCAAGUUCCUCCCAAUUCAGCAAAUAAGUCAUCGGAAUCUAAAGUAACUGCAUCUCAAGAUAAAUGGAGCUUAAAAAAUAAUAAUACUGGGGAGGCACGAGAUGGUUCACCCGAUAGUGUACUUGUAGAAACUGUAAAAAAAUUAAAUGAAGCUGAAAAUUUGGUAGUAUCACUUCGUCAACAGCUGCGUGUUAAGAAUGAAGAAGACAAUUUCUCUUGGAUUGAACAUCAAAUGGAACAAUGCCUUGAAACUGAUUUACAAUGUAAUAUAUGUUACGAAAUGUUCAUCAAGCCAACUGUGCUAAAUUGCUCUCAUACAUUUUGUCAUGAAUGCAUAGAGUCAUGGACCCGAAGAGUUAAUCACUGCCCAACAUGUCGAGUUUAUGUUAAAAAUAAAUCAUACUGUCUAACUUUAGAUACCUAUUUGGACAAAAUGGCUGACUGUUUACCAGAUGAAGUAAAAACAAGGAGGGAAACUCUAAAAGUUGAACGCAACAAUAACAGAGUAGAAGUGGUUAGCAGAAGUCGAAGAAAUAAUGCAAGGAGAAGAAGCCAUAGAAAUCAUUCCAUGCGUCAAACAUUGGGUGUGUUAUGGGGUGAACGUGAUAGAGAAGGUGCGGAAUGGAAUAUUGCUCUGGAAGAAGCACUAUUUGAUCCAGUACGUUUGGGCGAUGUACUUGGUAGAAAUAGAGAUGAUAGGGACGAGUGGGAUGAUGAAUUGUCUGAUACUACCCUAGACAGUUAUGAGUUCUUUUGCUCUUAUUGUGACAAUAUGGGCCACUCAGCUUCCAACUGCCCCAUAUCCAUAAUGGAGGAGACUGGUGAAAUAUGGUAGAGCUAACCGCUUUUUUCUACUAUCCCGUUAUUUGCUUGCAAUGAAGGCACAUUUUCCUAAUGCGCUUUUUUCUGGGACUAUAUUUAUAUAUCAUUUUUUUUACAUAUAUAUAUAUUAUAUUAUAAAUAAAAAUAUAAUAUUUGUAAUGUAACUGUUUUAAUUAUUAGAAGUAGUUUAUGUCAUAAAUCGGGGUAAACAUGUUUCACUCAUUUUUCCUCAACUUAUAUUUAUUAAUUGUUAAGCUAAGAUGAUUAAUUUAUGGAAUUGAUGUAUAUUUUUUUUAAUUUAUAUUAUUCAGGUCUUUAUAAUAAUAAUAUAAUAUAAAAUAAAUUAAAAUAUUUCUUAUAAACAUUAGUAAUACAGCUCUACUUUUUCCGUACUUUAGUUAUUUGUUUGCUUACAUUUAAAUGUGUUUGGAUUAAAUUUUUUUUGUCUAGUAUUUUUUUUUUUUUUUUUCAUCGUUAUUAUUAGAAAUUAUGAAUUAAUAAUACUAUUAUGUAAGGUAAUUAUAUUAUUGAAAUUCAUUUUGUAAAAUUAUUAUAUUUAUUUUCUGAUUAUGAUGCUUAAUAGAUUUGUACACCUAUUCACAAUUAAACAAAACUCGUUAAUUA
Myzus persicae (green peach aphid) is the source of this 1695-nucleotide messenger RNA. Its product is annotated as E3 ubiquitin-protein ligase rnf8-A. Gene Ontology annotation, molecular function: metal ion binding. The transcript has 7 exons. The coding region runs from base 32 to 1084 and encodes 350 amino acids. Lineage: Eukaryota; Metazoa; Arthropoda; Insecta; Hemiptera; Aphididae. The record is from RefSeq and is a predicted model, not a curated record.